Mesorhabditis spiculigera is the source of this 729-nucleotide messenger RNA. Lineage: Eukaryota; Metazoa; Nematoda; Chromadorea; Rhabditida; Rhabditidae. The record is from the annotation of a GenBank genome assembly.
AUGGGCACCGAGUGCGAGCCGAGUCCGUCGACCAGCUUGGACCGGACGUCGUCAAUUAAUGAGAAGGAGAACGACGUCUCCAAGGCUGAUUCUGUCGAUAGCAAAUCGUCAAAGGGUCGUGUUUCUGCAACAAGCACGCGACGCCUCAUCCGAGUACCGUGCGUCCCGAAUGCCGAGACCUCGUUUACGAUCCAGGGCGGAGCCGCGCUAGCCAGGCUAAUCACGGUGGACAUGGUGCGGCAAAGCGACCUUGUCGGGCUGCUGAAUCCUGGCGACGUCAUAUUAACGAUUGACGAGAUACCGGUUUCCGGGAUGCUGCGAUCGACAGCGCAGGCCCUCCUCGAAGCGCAAUCCGUCCAAAAGGAUCAGUUGGCCAUUGAAGUGCUUCCAAAAGAUGCAAUCCCGGAUGAUUUGUGCUUGAUUCUGUCAGAGAAGGAAUACCCCGAGCUUCAGACGGUGAUACGAGACAAUGUCUACGCACGCACUGUUCCAUUCACGACCCGUGAUGCGCGGGAUGGUGAGAUCGACGGUGAGCACUAUCGCUUCGUCACGGUCGAACAUUUCAACGAGCUGAAGGACGGGGGUCACUUGCUGGAGCACGGCACCUAUCAGGGCCAUCUGUACGGGACCCCGCGACCGACGGAGAUGGUAUCGGGCCCAUCCAAGGGCCCUCUGCCCCCAAAUUGGGAGAUCGCCUACGAUGAUCAAGGGGAAAAGUACUUUAUCGAG